Messenger RNA from Erinaceus europaeus (western European hedgehog), 1731 nucleotides. RefSeq names its product C-X-C motif chemokine receptor 4 (gene CXCR4). NCBI's taxonomy places the organism in Eukaryota, Metazoa, Chordata, Mammalia, Eulipotyphla, Erinaceidae. The transcript has 2 exons. The coding region runs from base 95 to 1192 and encodes 365 amino acids. Gene Ontology annotation, cellular component: membrane. The record is from RefSeq and is a predicted model, not a curated record. Gene Ontology annotation, biological process: chemotaxis; neurogenesis; brain development. Gene Ontology annotation, molecular function: cytokine binding; chemokine receptor activity.
CCAGCCGAGCGUGUUUUCAUAAAACUCCUGCUUGGGUCAGAAACUUCAGUCUGUGGGCUGCGGCGCAGGUAGCAAAGUGGCCUAGAGAACUUGAAUGCCUCCGGUGACUGGAGAGCAAGCGGUUACCAUGAACGUGUUCCAUUUUGACCCUUCAGAUAACUAUACAGAGGAUGAGCUGGGCUCAGGUCGUGACUAUGAGUCCUUCAAAGAACCAUGCUUCAGGGAAGAAAAUGACCAUUUCAACCGCAUCUUUCUGCCCAUUGUUUAUACCAUCAUCUUCCUCACUGGCAUCGUGGGCAAUGGAUUGGUCAUCCUGGUUAUGGGUUACCAGAAGAAACUCAGAAGCAUGACGGACAAGUACAGGCUACACCUGUCAGUGGCAGACCUCCUCUUUAUCCUCACACUACCCUUCUGGGCAGUUGAUGCUGCCGCAGACUGGUACUUUGGAAAUUUUCUAUGCAAAGCAGUCCAUAUCAUCUACACAGUCAACCUCUACAGCAGUGUCCUCAUCCUGGCCUUCAUCAGCCUGGAUCGAUACCUGGCCAUAGUCCAUGCCACCAACAGUCAGAGGCCAAGGAAGCUGUUGGCUGAAAAGGUGGUUUAUGUUGGUGUCUGGAUACCUGCUCUCCUGUUGACUAUUCCUGAUUUCAUCUUUGUCAAUGUCAAGGAGAUGGAAGACAGGUAUCUCUGUGACCGCUUCUACCCCAAUGACUUGUGGGUGGUGGUCUUCCAGUUUCAGCACAUCAUGGUUGGUCUCAUCCUGCCGGGUAUUGUCAUCCUGUCCUGCUACUGCAUUAUCAUCUCCAAGUUAGCACACUCCACGGGCUACCCGAAACGUAAGGCCCUCAAGACCACAAUUAUCCUUAUUCUGGCUUUCUUUGCCUGCUGGCUGCCCUACUACAUUGGGCUCAGCAUUGACUCCUUCAUCCUCCUAGAAAUCAUCAGUCAAGGAUGUAAGUUUGAGAACACUGUGCAUAUGCUCAUUUCUAUCACUGAAGCCCUUGCCUUUUUCCACUGUUGCCUGAAUCCUAUCCUCUAUGCCUUCCUUGGAGCCAAGUUUAAAACCUCCGCCCAGCAUGCACUCACUUCUGUGAGCAGAGGGUCCAGCCUCAAGAUCCUCUCCAAGGGAAAGCGGGGUGGACACUCUUCUGUUUCAACUGAGUCUGAGUCUUCAAGUUUUCACUCCAGCUAACACUGAUGUAAAAGACUUAUAUAAUAAAGGACUUUUUUUUUAAAAGUUACACAUUUUUUCCAGAUCUAAAAGACUGACCAAUACUGUACAGUUUUUAUUGACUGUGGAUUUUUUGUGUGUGUGUUUUUAGUUUGUGAGGUUUAAUUGACUUAUUUAUAUAAAUAUUUUUUUUGUUUCAUGUUGAUGAGUGUCUAGGCAGGACCUGUGGCCAAGUUCUUAGUUACUAUAUGUCUGGUUGUAGGACUGUAGAAAGUGAACUGAAUGUUCCAAAGUGUGUUGUGAAUCACUUAAAGCUAGAAAUGACCCUCAACUGUUUAUCCAUAAGUAAUCUCUCCAUACCAGCAGUGUAUUUUCUUUUUCCUGCUCUUUAAUUGUUUGGUUACACUAUAUGAUGUUUUCUGUAGAAGAUGGCACUUAUAACCAAAGUCUGAGGCAGUAUAGAAAUGCUGGUUUUUUAGUUUUCAGUAGUGGGUUGAUUUCAAGAUCUACAAUGUACAGUCUUGUAUUAAGUUGUUAAUAAAAAUACAUGAUAAACUUCA